Molecule: messenger RNA, 1050 nt
Organism: Lytechinus pictus (painted urchin)
Lineage: Eukaryota; Metazoa; Echinodermata; Echinoidea; Temnopleuroida; Toxopneustidae
Product: G-protein coupled receptor 52-like
Exons: 1
Coding region: 1-1050 (349 amino acids)
Biological process (GO): G protein-coupled receptor signaling pathway
Cellular component (GO): membrane
Molecular function (GO): G protein-coupled receptor activity
Source: RefSeq, a predicted model, not a curated record
AUGAAUCUAACGCACGAGGCAAACAGCACAUCAGUAUUUGUCCGAGAUGUAGAACCACUAACUAUGUUAAUCUAUGUUGCUGUUCUCGUAACGGAAGUGGUUCUGAACAUCGCCGUUCUGACUGUCAUUACCCAACAGACAGAACUCCAGGAAUACAUGAUAAUCCUCUAUCGAACAUUGGCAACAUUGGAUAUGCUUCUCGGUAUCGUCUGGUGUACCUGGUCCUUCGUGUGGUUUUAUGCCCAAAGCCUUUGGAACUGUACAGUUGCCAGUAAGGUCUUUCCGUUCCUCCAAAGAUGUCUUAUCCUGAGUGCCAUGGCCUGUCUUUGCGGCAUCAGCUUUAAUCUGUAUCUCCUGAUCACAAGACCACUUCGCUACCACAUCGUUGUCACGAAGCAACGAUUCUUUCUUGUCCUAGCUUUAACGCUUAUUGUUAUCAUACUGAUCUGUUUGGUCUACUUACCAAUACCUUACUCGUCAUUUUCAGAGAUCACCAAUGCAGUGAUCGCCCGUUGCCUGAACCGCAGAGUUGGUAUUUUAACAGAUCAAACUCACGCAAUCGACGCUUUGCUCAUCGUUGUUCCAGUAUGCAUAGCCCUUGUAUUUACCCUAAUAAUUUACGGGAAACUUCUGGUAAUCGUCUACAAGAAAAGACGCGUCGAUGUCAACAUACGGUUGCGGCGGCAAGCGAGAGCCAUAUGGGUUCUGCAACGAAAAAACGCGAAUGCGGACCAUGAUAAUUUACCUCGUCGUCGUCCAAGUAAUAACGCUCUUGAGCUCAGUGGCCAAAUGGUAGAAGAACAAAACGCCGGCUUCUACAAACGAUUCAAGGGAAUCAUCACAGUUCUCCUUCUCUAUGGUUCUUUCUGUGCAGUUUGGAUUCCGUAUAUCGUUCACUUCUCGUUGGACCAGGAGCCAAGCUGGCUUGAGAUGUUCCUUGACGUGAUAGCAUUGAGCAACACUUGGACCCAACCCAUGGUGUAUCUCCUGACCAACGAAGAGGCUAGGAAAUUGUGUUGUAAAUUUCUCAAACGGUACUGCAUAUUAUAG